This is a messenger RNA of Humulus lupulus (European hop), 1186 nucleotides long. RefSeq lists its product as uncharacterized. Gene Ontology annotation, biological process: translation. Lineage: Eukaryota; Viridiplantae; Streptophyta; Magnoliopsida; Rosales; Cannabaceae. Bases 294 to 797 code for a protein of 167 amino acids. The record is from RefSeq and is a predicted model, not a curated record. Gene Ontology annotation, molecular function: structural constituent of ribosome; 5S rRNA binding. The transcript is spliced from 5 exons. Gene Ontology annotation, cellular component: ribosome.
GCGGCAACAAAUUAAGCCUCGUCAAUCUCUAAACUCUCACUCUCACUCUCACAACCCAGCAGCCGUACGCGUCGACACCUUCACCGUGCCACUGCGUCACAACACCACCGCGCGACGCUUUCCCUCCGUCCUCUUCUUUCGUCGUCGCACUUCUCGUCGCUUCAUGACUAGCUUCGAUUCUGCCUCUGACCUCUCUCAAAACUGUCCUACACAGCUUCUCAUUUUUCAGCAGGUGAAGGUUUUAAAGCAAUAAAUUGUUUCUGGGUAAUUAGAGAUUUGUAAAAGAACACGGCAUGGAUCUUGUAAAUGUUUCCACAUUGCAGCUUAGAAGACCCAAUCUUUGUGGAAUCUUCGCAGCACCAUCUAAAAUUAUGCACUGUAGAAUUACAUUUGCUACAGAUUUAACUUUGAAGCCAUUGGUGAUUAGUGCCAGGGCAAAUACCAGAAAGGAAAGCCCGAAAAUUCGGAAUCGAAGAAUGCAAACGAAGUUUAAUGGCACGCCUACAAAACCGAGACUUUCUGUAUUUUGUUCAGACAAGCAGUUGUAUGCUAUGCUGGUAGAUGAUCAAAAUAAGAAGUGCCUGUUUUAUGGUAGCACUCUGCAGAAAUCGAUUCGUCAGAAUCCUCAUUUUAGCACCAUUGAUGCAGCUAAACGUGUUGGUGAGGAGCUGAUCAAGACUUGUAAUGAUCUCAACGUAAAUGAAAUAUCAUCUUAUGAUCGCAAUGGUUUGGCCUAUGGUGAAAGAAUGCAAGCUUUUGAGAUUGCAAUAUCCAAUCAUGGAUUUUUGCCAAGAUGAACUGUGUUGCUCGCUUAGGUUCUGAUAAAUUUUGGCAGUAACGGUGCCUUUCAACCAUAGGCUCCAAGGUUCCAUAGUAGUCCUUCAUUUCACCAAAAUGGAACCUUUGAAUAGGUUUCUGUACCUUAUUCAUUAUUUAUUUAUUGAUGCCGUUUUGAUGUUGUUCUAGUUCUUGUAUUUUGGUUUGGUGUUUGUUGGGAGGAAAAGGAAAAUCUUCCAAGACAAAGGCAGAUGCACACGGGGUAACCCCAAUCCAAGAACUUGGUGCAAUUAUAAUAAUACUUACAGACAUGACCUGUUAUAAACAUGGAUCUGCACUUUCUGUUGGUCACUUUUGAUUGUUCCUCCGUUAUUAAUGCUACCAAUAGCAAUGCUUCUCAUUUUAAUGA